GCGCGCUCCUGCUCCUGCGAGAUGGCAGGACGGUAGCGGAGACUCAGCAGAGGAUGAAGAGGACAUGAAGUGAGCUGAAGUCGCUCAGGACGGACUGCUCCUUACCUCGCAGACGGCGUCAUGCUGGAUCUUUCACGCCCCCUACUGGCCGCCUGCCUGUACCUGCUGCUGCCCUGCACCCAGAGCGGGAUAUUUGGGUACAACAACGGGUUUCACUACCAAAGCAACGGGAAUGGAAACGGAGAGAUAUAUUUCAAUGGGAUUCGUCUCCUUGUGGACUCGCCCCAGCCUUCGGUGUCGGCCACCCGGGGGAGCAGUGUCACCCUCCCCUGCCACUACCGCUACGAACCCGAGCUGAGCGCACCACGCAGGACCCGGGUCAAAUGGACCUGGUUGCCCGCCAACACUAUCACCACGAACGAAGCCUUCGCCGAGGAGACUCAAGUUAUGGUCGCCAUGGGCAAUCGUCAUCGCAGCUACGGCAGCUUCAAAGGCCGCGUGCGCUUGCGUCGCUCAGCUCCGGGGGACAUGUCCCUGGUGAUCAGUGAGCUGCAGCUGAAUGACACUGGGCGCUACCGCUGUGAAGUGAUCGAUGGCCUGGAGGACGUCAGCGUGACGGUGGAGCUGGAGCUGAGGGGUGUCGUAUUUCCCUAUUACGCUCAAAAAGGACGCUACCAUUUCAACUUCUUCGGAGCCCAACAAGCCUGCCUGGAUCAAGAUGGCACUCUGGCUACAUUUGAACAGCUCCUCACGGCGUGGGAGGAGGGGCUGGACUGGUGCAACGCUGGUUGGUUGGCCGAUGGCACAGUACAGUAUCCCAUCACGGUCCCGCGGCAUGGAUGUGGAGGGGAAAAUUUAGCUCCUGGUCUUCGCAACUAUGGACAGAAACAGCGUCUCUUGCACCGAUAUGAUGCUUUCUGCUUCUCAGCCUCCAUCAAGGGGACCGUGUACUAUUUAAACUAUCCAGGAAAGCUGAACUUCACCGAAGCAUCCCGUGCUUGUGCCAGAGAUGGAGGUCAGAUUGCCAGAGUGGGCCAGCUGUUUGCUGCAUGGAAGCUAAAGGGAUUGGACCGCUGUGAUGCGGGCUGGUUGGCGGAUGGAAGUGUUCGUUAUCCCAUCACAAAUCCCCGGGCCAACUGUGGUCCUCCACAGCCAGGGGUGCGUAGCUUUGGGUUCCCGGCUCCACACAUGAAAUUUGGUGUUUACUGUUACCAGUAGAUGCCGUGACUCAGAGAAUCCAGACGGACAGAAAGACAGUUUGCUUAUUUUUUUAUUUUUAAUUUUUUUUUAAACAGACAUUGCAUCUUUCAAAGAUUAUUUUAUUAGCAUUGACCCUGACUGUCGGUCAACUGUCGUGCUAAACAAUGCGCACCCAGUUUGUGAAGCCUCUCCAAUUUGAUACAACGCCGCAUGAUAGAAAGGAUGUGGACCCGCUGGAACAUUGCAGGCUGAGGUUACAGCUAAUCAUCGGAGCCCGAAGGAUAAGAAUUGUUUUGCUACUGUUCAAAACAACUAUGUGAAGAUUUCCAUCACAGCUUGAGCAACAUGAGCACACAUACUUGCUUUUAUCCUUCAUAUUAUUACCAGUCAGGGAUAGCCGUUCAGUAGGAUACUACUUACACUACUUUGCAAAAGUAUGAAGAGUCUUUGAACUGUUGUUCACAGACACAUUUUGUCACAAUACAACCAUGAACUCCUGUAAUUUGUAUGGCCUUUUUUGUGAUAGAUUGAUGUAAAGUUGUGCAUAAUAGUGAAGUUAAACAACAACUAUUAAUGUUUUGCAUUUUAUAUUUUCCAUCCAUUCAUUUUCUGACUCACUAAUCCCUCAUGGGGUUGCCAGGGGU
This is a messenger RNA of Fundulus heteroclitus (mummichog), 1844 nucleotides long. RefSeq names its product hyaluronan and proteoglycan link protein 3 (gene hapln3). Bases 121 to 1218 code for a protein of 365 amino acids. Gene Ontology annotation, molecular function: hyaluronic acid binding. NCBI's taxonomy places the organism in Eukaryota, Metazoa, Chordata, Actinopteri, Cyprinodontiformes, Fundulidae. Gene Ontology annotation, biological process: cell adhesion. The transcript is spliced from 5 exons. The record is from RefSeq and is a predicted model, not a curated record.